This is a messenger RNA of Penicillium soppii, 1071 nucleotides long. RefSeq lists its product as uncharacterized. Bases 1 to 1071 code for a protein of 356 amino acids. The transcript is spliced from 3 exons. NCBI's taxonomy places the organism in Eukaryota, Fungi, Ascomycota, Eurotiomycetes, Eurotiales, Aspergillaceae. The record is from RefSeq and is a predicted model, not a curated record.
AUGCAUGUCCUAUCCACCUUACACAGACCUCCCGAGAUGGAUGCUCGACCAUUCAAGGAUUGGCCAUCCAGUUUUGCCAUUGCACUGGCUCGUCUCGACGAGUGGUAUCAGGAGGGAAAGCCAUUUUUUACGAAGAAUGAUCUCGAAGAUCUUUCCAACCAACUCAACAGGCGCUAUCCCACACGGCGCACGAAUGCCCAGCGACGUUUAAUCGCGGUCAAGGGACUCACUGGGUCCGUGGUCCUCUACUCGGACUUGACAGGCCAGAUCAUUCCUAACCAGGGUCCAAAUGAGGAGUGGGCCGUGAAAAGCCCCUACGUCAGAUAUGUUUGCUAUGAGAAGCUCAAAGAGGUACUUCGAAAGCCAAACGCCAAUAUCGUUGAAGCUUUCUAUCCGAUGCAAAUUGAUCACCUCAUGCUCCGCAGAGCGAUUAAUACCAAGAAGCCCUUGACUCCAAAAUGGGCGGAGUGCCCCGAGCCCGUGGAACAGUAUCUCAAACAGCAUCUUGAGUCCUGGAAAAAGACCACCGAAUACCACAAGCUUGAGAAAAUCCUCAAGCUGUUCAAACACGAUAUCACAAAGGUCAUCAACCUUGGAUCGGGCUGGAUGGAGUUUGGCAUGGGCCUUGAAGAGUUCUCUCGCUGCGCCACACAGCACGCUCUGACAAUCGUGCUCUACCAGUUGCUGCAGAAGAAAACAAAUAAUACCAUCAAGCAUUAUGCACAGGAUCCUGCCUAUACCGCCGUCGAUAUUCUUGCCCUUUCGCUACACGGCUGCGAAGUCCUGGAAGAUCCCCAGGCUUUGAUUGAAAUCGACGACGACUCAGUGGUGUUUGCCUGCUGCCCUGGAUUUCCAUUGAAAGAUAUCACCACUGAUAUUGCUCGACCUGCUAUGUUGAUCUGGGAUCAAGUUCAUGAACGUUUCGGUGCUCGAAGCCAGAACCCAAACUCUCCCCGUGUCCGGGAAAUGAUUGCAGCUCACUAUGAUUGCCAUAGGUUUUGGGACCAAGACCCACAGCACCCUGCGCCAUUCAAGUCGGACCUGGUCGUCUACAUCCGCCGACGCAAGUGA